This is a messenger RNA of Ricinus communis (castor bean), 2363 nucleotides long. RefSeq lists its product as uncharacterized. NCBI's taxonomy places the organism in Eukaryota, Viridiplantae, Streptophyta, Magnoliopsida, Malpighiales, Euphorbiaceae. The transcript is spliced from 10 exons. The record is from RefSeq and is a predicted model, not a curated record. Bases 119 to 2203 code for a protein of 694 amino acids.
ACAGAUUUUAAAAGUCUCAUCUUUCUUUUUCUUGGGUAUCUCACCAAUUAUCAAAAACUUGCUCACACAAACACGCUCCUUCUCUCUCUAUACCUCUUUUUCUCUCUUCCUUACUGCAAUGGACGAAACUGAGACUUUGCAAAUGUACAGCGAAGAAGAAGAGAUUGGAGAUGACUUCUAUGAAAAGAUUGAGGCUCCCAAGUUUGUAGACCUCAAAGCACCAGACCCUUACCAUCAUGGGGAUGAUCGUUACUGGUUCUGCUCCAGAGUUGGAUGUGACCAAAAGCAUGAAGAAGACAUGGACUCUGAAACAAUCUACAAAAAUUUCGUCCUUCGGGUCAUGGCAGCAAGAAGUCCCAACAUUCGUCUUCGUAAAGCAUUGUAUAGAAAAGAUGCAUGUAGUUCCGAAACAAAAUGUCCACGGACAGUUCCUGCAAAACCCUCGAAGCCUAGAGUGACAAGACUUGCCUUGAUUUCAUCUAUAUCUAAAAGGAUUGUUGAUCCCAAAGUUAAGGUCAAGCCUAUAUCUAAGCAGAAUGCAAUGCUAAACGCAAAGGCAAAGCAGCCAUCUGUUAUAGCCAAGGCUUUAACUACUCCAAGGACCAAAAAGCAACUGUCAAAUCUCGAUGCAUUUCGGAGUGUUAGGAACCCGAAAACAACCGCCACUGCAAUGUCAAAGAAUAGAUUAGUAGCGAAAGCUUUGGUAUUUCAUUCACCUAAGAAGUCAGUAAAAACAAAGAGCUCAAUAGAAUUGAAAACACCUGUAAAGACAUUGUGUGAUGGGAUGAAGAAGCUUGAGAUCACAGGCGCAAAGAAGCAAAGGCUGGGACCUAAUAAACCAUUGCCUUCAGAUACUUCUCGGAAACAAUUACGAGGACGGGAGGUUAAAAGCAGAGUUUUUGAUGGGCUACUUUCUCAAAAUCACAAGGUCAAGGGUGCCAAAUCUUCUACGCAUAUAAAGAACAAUAAGGAAAAGAACUCACAGCAGAAUCAUGAUCCUGCGCCUCCUGAAAGGGAUGAAAAUGAUUUCAUUGUCAUGGAGAUUGAGGGGCCUUUAGCAACUAUAGAAGCUUCAAUACUAUCACUGGAUGAGAAUAAAGUUGAAGCUUCUUCAGAUGCAACUGGUAGUGAGGGGCCUUUAGCAACUAUAGAAGCCUCCCGGUCAGAUUCUGAAAAGAGGAGCUCAGGUAAUGAUGAUGAUAAUGUUCCAAAAUCCCAAGCUCCCAAGGAAAUCACAGAGAGAGAUGAUAAAAUGGAUACUUUAACCUCUGAUGACAAGGAAAAUGAUUAUGUAGUCCUGGAGAGCGAUGAUAAAGAAAAUGCUUCAGCCUCUAAUGAUAACAGAGAAUUGGACAGUAAAACUAGCUAUAUAGAUCAUAAACUUCUGGGAAAGAAUGAAACUCCAAUGGGCAAUCAAAAGACCGCUAAAGCAAAGAUUAAGCAAUCUAAAGAAAGCUCUAUGACUGCUGCCACUAGUGGUCAAUUACUGCAGCAUAAAAAACCUAAGCCUACAAAUCCAAAGCCUUUUCGGCUUAGAACUGAUGAAAGGGGAAUUCUCAAGGAAGCAAAUGGGGAGAAGAAACACUGUCCUGAACCUUUUAGUGAAAUGACAUCAGUCUCAAGGAUAGCAGGACGGAACUUGCAGAAAAGACAUCAGAAUGCACUCCAAAAACAUGACAAGUUCCUCGAGCAAGAUGAGAAUCACAAUGCAGCAAAUGAAAAUAUGGAAACAAAGGAUCAGCCUCAAAAGAGAACUGUCAGCUUGAAGAUUUCAAAAGAAAGAGUGGGACGAAAAACAACUUCGACACCACAGAGACAUACAAUUUCUUCUCAGCAGAAACUUGUGACUUCACAGCAUGAAUGUAACCAAGAAAAAUCUGCUUUAAGAUUGGGAAACAGCUCAAAAAGGACCAAAUCACCAUCCACGAAACAACUAGCAAGGCCUCAAGAGUCAGCAUCAAGUAGAAUAAAUUCAAUUAUGACAACUGGUCAACUUGGCGCAAUAGUGGAAAAUUCCUCAACAAUUUUAAGAGCUAAAGGAGCUGCAAAACCAAGUGAACCCGGUGUUUCCUUGGCAACGAAAGCUUCUAUUUCUCCCGCUUCCAAGCCCUCAUUACAGGGAAAAAGGUUGACAACCAUUCCUAAGGAACCAACCUUUCAUGCUAUGCAUACACCAAAGAGCUGCACAAAGAGAGUGGCUUAAGUUUGCUGUUGCUCUUGUGGUUCAAUUGAUUCAUUGAAUGUAUUAUAUAUCUCUUCUUCCUCAAACUUUCUCUAGUAAAUUCUUUGUUGCAACUCCUUAGUCCAGCUCUUCUCUAGCUAAUUGUUCAUAGCAUUCUUUAUAAAUUGUAUUUUCUUUUUUU